This is a messenger RNA of Episyrphus balteatus (marmalade hoverfly), 327 nucleotides long. Its product is annotated as phosphatidylethanolamine-binding protein 1-like. The transcript has a single exon. Bases 1 to 327 code for a protein of 108 amino acids. The record is from RefSeq and is a predicted model, not a curated record. NCBI's taxonomy places the organism in Eukaryota, Metazoa, Arthropoda, Insecta, Diptera, Syrphidae.
AUGGUUGGAAAUAUUUCUGGUAAUGAUAUUGAUUCAGGUGAUGUUUUUGCUGAAUACUUUGCUGUUGCCCCACCAAGAGGAAAAAAUUUACAUCGAGGAAUUUUCCUCUUGUUCAAACAACCUAAGAAACUUCAUUUUGAUGAGAAACCAAUUGAUAAGUAUACUGUUGAUGGACGAGCUAGUUAUCCACUAAAGGAAUUUUCCGAGAAAUAUGAUUUGGGUGGACCUGUUGCUGGAAACUUUUAUUUGUCUAAAUUUGAUCAACAUGUGAUGGAAGUUUAUGAAAUGCUGAAUUGUUGUUUCAAAUAUAAUGAACCAGAAAAAUAA